Hemiscyllium ocellatum (epaulette shark) is the source of this 7342-nucleotide messenger RNA. It is a transcript of the gene mapk8ip3, whose product is annotated as mitogen-activated protein kinase 8 interacting protein 3. Gene Ontology annotation, molecular function: signaling receptor complex adaptor activity; JUN kinase binding; kinesin binding. The coding region runs from base 284 to 4300 and encodes 1338 amino acids. The record is from RefSeq and is a predicted model, not a curated record. The transcript is spliced from 32 exons. Gene Ontology annotation, biological process: vesicle-mediated transport. Gene Ontology annotation, cellular component: cytoplasm. Lineage: Eukaryota; Metazoa; Chordata; Chondrichthyes; Orectolobiformes; Hemiscylliidae.
AGCAGUCGGAGCUGUCGGGAGGGGGGUGUUUUUGAGGCUCGAGAGGGAGGACCGGACUGUCCGCUCUCGCUAUUGUCUGCAGAAAGGGAGAGGCAGCCCAGCCCAGGGACAGAGGCGCUGAGAGUGAGAGUUGGAGGGGGUGGUGUGGACGGUGUGAAGAGGGUGCAGCAGCAGCGGCGGUGGGGUGGGUGUGUGAGCGGAGCGAGGAUGCACUAAGAGCGGCUGAGCCCGCUGCUCCUCUCCCCAGUCAGUGCGCUCGGUCCCCGGGCAGCCUCCGGCCACGAUGAUGGAGCUGGACGAUGGCGUGGUCUACCAGGAUGACUGCUCGGUGUCCGUCAUGUCCGAGCGGGUCUCCGGCCUCGCCAACAGCAUCUACCGGGAAUUCGAGAGGCUCAUCCACAAAUACGACGAGGAGGUGGUGAAGGAGCUGAUGCCGCUGGUGGUGAAUGUGCUGGAGAACCUGGACUCGGUGUUCACCGAGAACCAGGAACAUGAAGUGGAGCUGGAGCUGCUCCGGGAGGACAACGAGCAGCUGCUCACUCAGUACGAGAGGGAGAAAUCCCUCCGCAAGCAGGCAGAGGAGAAAUUCAUCGAGUUUGAGGAUGCACUGGAACAAGAGAAGAAGGAACUUCAGACUCAUGUGGAGUCUUUGGAGUUACAGACCAGGCAGCUGGAACUCAAAUCUAAGAACUACGCAGACCAACUUACCAGAUUGGAGGAGCGGGAGGCGGACAUGAAGAAGGAAUACAACGCGUUACACCUGCGGCACACUGAGAUGAUACAGACUUACGUGGAACACAUCGAACGAUCCAAGAUGCAUCAAGUUGGAGGAAAUGCACAAUCUGAUGGAACGAUGACCGGGAGGAAUAAUCAUCGCCAACCAUGGAGAAAAAGUAGGAAGGAACGACCGAAUACUCUGGGCCCCCUCUUCCCUGUGCUGGACGGGAAUCUCCGUGGACAGCAAGUUGGUCGUAUCACUCCUGGUUCUGACAAUUGGCAUUUGAGUGAUCUAAGUCAGCCCCCAUCCAAUGGUAGCGGGAAGGAUGAUACCUUGGAGUCUGGCCAGUCGUCUGCUGCUGCCACCCCAAGUACCACAGGGACCAACUCCAACACCCCAACGUCAUCCGUCCCUUCUGCAGCUGUCACUCCGCUAAAUGAAGUAAUUAAUCCAAUCUACAACGGGGACGGAAAAGUCAAGAACCAGCGAAAGCGGGCGAAAGGUAAUAGCAGAAACAUGGAAGUCCAGGUCAACCAGGAGAUGAGGAACGUCAGCAUAGGAAUGGGAAGUAGUGACGAGUUGUCGGAUCUUCAGGAGAUUAUUGAUUCAACACCGGAACUUGAUAUGUGUCACGAUUCUCGCUUUGAAGGACGUGGAGGCAACAGCCCCACGCAAGGAAUCGUAAAUAAGGCGUUUGGGAUAAACACGGAAUCACUGUACCAUGAGCUUUCCACUGCUGGGUCAGAAGUCAUUGGCGAUGUGGACGAAGGGGCGGAUCUUCUCGGAAUGGGAAAGGAAGUUGAGAAUCUUAUUAUGGAGAACACUCACCUUCUGGAAACUAAGAAUGCUCUGAACAUAGUGAAGAAUGACCUGAUUGCCAAGGUGGAUGAGCUGUCGAGUGAGCAAGAGGUGCUGAAAGGUGAGCUGGAGACUGUCAAACAAGCCAAAGCCAAGGUUGAGAACCGAAUGAAGGAACUGGAGGAAGAACUGAAGAGGGUUAAGUCCGAAGCUAUUGUGGCCCUGAAUAACAAGGAAGGCAGAGAGGAACUGGAGGAUGUAAGCGAUGAUGUGCAGGUGGCCCAGAGGCGGCGUUUCACCCGGGUGGAGAUGGCGAGGGUGCUGAUGGAGCGCAAUCAAUACAAGGAGAGGUUAAUGGAGCUGCAGGAGGCUGUCAGGUGGACUGAGAUGAUCAGAGCUUCUCGAGAAUACCCAUCAAUCCAGGAGAAGAAAAAGUCAGGCAUUUGGCAGUUUUUCAGCCGCCUCUUCAGCUCCUCUUCUACAGCCCAGCCCACCAAGAGGCCACCGGUUCUUCAUUAUGCUGCUCCCAACACCUAUGGCUCUUCUGGCUUCACCAAGCGGCGGAGCCACACCAUGUCGCAGUUAUCUACCGCAGACCGAACACGUGCCAUAGACUUCCUGCCCGAGGAACAGAAAGUUCCUAAGGAGGAGAAGAAACCAGACCCAGAUAAUGAACAAGUCGACUGCACGUCGAGUGCUCGGCGGGAGCUGAAACGCGAGCAGUACCGCCAGGUCAGGGACCACGUCAGGAACGAUGAUGGCCGACUGCAGGCCUGUGGCUGGAGCCUCCCAGCCAAGUACAAACAGUUGAGUCCAAAUGGCAGCCAGGAAGACAAUCGCAUGAAGAACGUCCCAAUCCCGGUCUAUUGCCGUCCGUUGGUCGCAAAGGAUCCCACCAUGAAGCUUUGGUGUGCAGCCGGUGUGGAUCUGACCGGCUGGAAGCCCCAGCGUGUGGACAACGGGAAUGAGCUAGGCCGCUCGCGUAGCUGUGACCCCCUCACCUCCGACACCGAGAAGGAUGGGAAGAGUAGCAGCAGCCACAGCUCGCCCGAUAAAAACAAGAAGAUUUCCAGUGCUGAGGAUGUCUCGAGCAGGGUGUGGAUCUGCACUAGCACACACUCCACCAGUAAAAUUGUCAUCAUUGAUGCCAACCAACCUGGCACCAUUAUGGAUCAGUUUAUAGUGUGUAAUGCCCAUGUGCUGUGUAUCACCAGUGUUCCAGCUGCGAGCGAGAGCGACUAUCCGGCCGGAGAAAUAUUUUUAGAGGGAGACUUGAAUCCGGAUGAUUCCAGUGGAGCUGAAGGGGUAUUAGCAGGAAUCACCCUGGUAGGAUGUGCAACACGAUGCAAUGUCCCCCGGAGCAACAGCACAUCCAGAAGUGACACCCCAACUUCUGACAAAGGACAAAGUGAUAUGGCUACUGUUAAAGGCGGCAAGGUUAACCCACCACAAUCUGCUGAAGAAGCAACUGAAGCCACAGAAGCAACAGAAAACAGUGCGGGUGAUGCGGAGCCAACACUGGCCCGGCCUAGUGCCUACACAGAGCAUGUGUUCACAGACCCAGCACAGACAGAAGAUAAAACUCAGCUCAGGGAAAAUGGUCAACCCAAGGAGGAACCGAAUGCUGGCCAGUCGGUACAGGAGACAAAUAAUCGCAGCCCCAACGGAUCAAUUACAAGCGCUGCCCCGACCAUGUGGUUAGGGGCACAAAAUGGCUGCCUUUACGUUCACUCUGCUGUGUCCAAUUGGAAGAAGUGCCUCCACACCAUCAAACUGAAGGAUGCCGUCCUCAGUAUUGUACAUGUGAAGGGACGUGUUUUGGUGGCACUGAAUGAUGGAACAUUGGCUAUCUUCCACCGAGCUGAAGAUGGUCAGUGGGACCUGAGCAAUUACCACCUCAUGGACCUGCGCCGUCCGAACCACUCCAUCCGCUGCAUGGCUGUUGUGCACGACAAGGUCUGGUGCGGCUACAAGAACAAAAUCCACGUCAUCCAGCCUAAAACAAUGCAGAUUGAGAAAUCCUUUGAUGCACACCCGCGGAGGGAAAGCCAAGUGCGCCAGUUGGCGUGGAUUGGCGAUGGGGUUUGGAUCUCAAUUCGCCUGGAUUCCACUUUGCGCCUUUAUCAUGCGCACACACAUCAGCAUCUACAGGAUGUAGACAUUGAGCCUUACGUCAGUAAAAUGUUAGGUACUGGCAAAUUGGGAUUCUCUUUUGUGCGAAUCACAGCUUUGCUAAUUGGUGGAAACCGCCUUUGGGUGGGGACAGGAAAUGGAGUGGUUAUCUCUAUCCCAUUGACAGAAACUGUAGUUUUGCACCGAGGUCAACUGCUGGGGUUCAGGGCCAAUAAGACCUCACCGACCGGCAGUGAAGGAAACCGUCCUGGCGGAGUGAUUCGUGUGUACGCAGACGAGAGCAGUGACAAAGCCUCCAUUGGCAGCUUCAUCCCCUAUUGUUCCAUGGCUCAAGCUCAGCUCUGUUUCCACGGACAUCGGGAUGCAGUCAAAUUCUUUGCGUCUGUGCCAGGUAAUGUUCUGGCAACAUUGAAUGGCAGCGUGUUGGACAGUCCCACAGAGAAUCCAGGACCUACAGCCCCUGAGCAAGAGGAGAGAAAGCUGCAUCCUGUCUUAGUGCUCAGCGGAGGAGAGGGCUACAUUGACUUCAGGAUUGGUGAUGGUGAGGAUGAUGAGACAGAGGAAAGCUUGCCAGAUGGAAUAAGACCGGCUCUCUCCAAGGCAGAACGAAGUCACAUUAUCGUCUGGCAGGUGUCUUAUGUUCCCGAAUGAGAUGUUACUACCACAAAACUUAUCACUAAAUGCCUGCACUUCAUCUGUAUGUACAUAUAUACCCUGCAUUGUACCUGUCCGUGAAGGAAGCCUCUCAAAAAUCUAUAAAUCCUGUGGCAUUUCCAUCAUGUCCCCACUUUGGAUUGGUCAUUUGUUGAAAGUCCAUCACCUUUUGAAUUCAAUUUAAAACAAAGCGAUAUGAGAAAAUCCUUGCGAGUAGCUAACGCUGGGAUAUUUGUUUUGGAGACUGAACCCCUAUUUACAUUUAACCAAGUUAGUUGCUGUUCCAAGCACCUGUCUAUAUAAUUAACCUGUUCUUAAAAUUUUGAACUGACUCGAAAGAUGUGACUGUAAUGCAUACCAGGUGCUGGAGGAGGUAAUUUCACAAGGCAACUUUUCCAAUCUGUUCAAAUACACAUCUUUUAAAAGUUUAAUUCUGUUUCUAAAUAGGAUUUAAUUUCUUUCUUUCAAUUAUCAAACUUUACACCAUCCCCUCCCCCACCAAUGUUUUAUUAAAAGUUCACUCCCAAUAAUGUUCAUCAUUAAGUAAUCACCUGGAGCAGUUACUCCAUCAGUUGAGUUUUCCAUGAGGUUCUGCCAUUGCAAUAAAAUCCAAAGGACAGGUGAUGUAAGAGAGCUAGACGGAAUGGAUAGGUUUUCAGAAACAUCAUUAUGGGUCCCGUAAUAUGGAGCGAUAGAGAUACAAAGGCUGAGAAUUGAUGUCCUAGGAUGAUGAUGAUGUUCCAUGAUGCACCCAAGUCAGUUUUUAAGUCACUUUGAUAGAUUGGAAUGAUUACAGCACAUUGGAACCCUCUCAUUUUUUAACUACCCACCUGUUUACUUUGAAGGCAGCACCAUUGAGAAUGUUAUUUCUCCUUCAAGGUGGGCUUCCACACACAGCUCUGAGAAAUGAAUGUCGACCACUGUUCAUUGUAGCUGUCAGCGUUCUAGUUGACACUCGCCUGGGUUUGGUGGAACCUGCUAUUAUCUGUGUCAUUUUGUAACUGUAACUGACCCCAGAGAUAGGAAGCUAGGGAGUAUCAAUGGGAAUGCAUUCAUUUCAGAAUGUCAUUGGGUUCUGCAAAAUAUUCUGGAGCAAAAUGAGAGGGUUUUAAAGAUGGCAGUCACUUUCAAUUAACCAUUUUAAUAAGUUUUUUCGUAGAAUAUACAUCUCUUUGUAUUUUAAGUAGUUAUAUUUUGGGUUAUAUUUUGGGAACAAAAGAAUUGGUCUUGGAGAUCUAUGGUGGCAAUGCAAUAUGAUGAAGGACUUGGGCACAUGAUGUACAAUUUUCUGGAAGAGUAUCUUGGCUGGAUAGAUCUAUGGAUAGGUAGCUGUAGAUUGUGUGCAAGAUUGUAGCAAGUUAUCUCAAGGACACCUUGGCCCCUGGCCUAUUGGGUGAAAACUGUAGAAAGAUAUUUCAGUAUUCAUCAGCAACCCAUAUCAGCUACAUGUCACAGAAAUAUUCAUGAUGUACAUUCAUGGUGUUCCAGUAUUGAAUCAUUGAGUGAGAAACCAUAUGCUUUGAAGUUUGUUUUAACUUGCUCCCAGUUAUCCGUUAAAAAAGUAAAAGUGUCUUGAGAAAAAGAAGAGUAAAUCUUAAAAGGGAUCUAGUUAGUGCAAUGAUUACACACUGUGGCUCAUACUAAGGUAUUCAGUAUUACCUCCUAGGUUAUCCACAAACAGUCUCUACUACUCUUGAGGACCAGUAGUUUUAGUAUAUAGUUUUGGAAACAAAAAUCUUUAGUAUAGGUCUUGUCAUCUUUCUCAAAUUAAAUAAAUUGAAGACCAUAUUAAAGUGCAAACUGAGAACUGUUUGUUAAUGAGGAAGAAAAGGGAUUUGUUCACACCCUUAAGUGGGAUGAGUUAGAUGGUAUGACACUGAGUGAGGAAGUAAAGGAACAGAAUUGGAGCAAGUGAUUGUUGUUGGCUGGUGUGUUGGUGGUACCAGUGGAGAAGAUUGCAUUCUUCCUUCCUUGAGCAAAGGACAGCACAGCGGAAAAGUUCAGGAGAUGACUUGGAGCAAGUUUGCAAAACAAAGCAUUUAACUAAUUGUGUUGUUCAAAACGGACAGUCAGUUUUAUCAGUUCCUGUCUGAGCCAUAUGCUAAGAAUACGCAUAAGAACUGAGAGACUUCUCUGACCAGACAUCUUCAGUGGGUAUGUCUAAGUCAGCUGUGCUAGGGUAUAGAUAGGAAAACUGAGCAUGGAUUUACAGAGAUUCUCUUUUAAUUUGACCAUGUACAUAUCCUGGAAUACAUGUUAUAAAUGUUGUUAGUGAAUUCAAAACCUUUACAAUCAGUAAUUCUUCAGUAUAGAUAUCUACGUUCAUAUAACACACCACCCUCAGAGUAUUCCACACCUGCACCUUUCUUCCUUGAUGUAUUGAGGGUCAUUUUGACCAAGGGGCAGGAAGAAAGCUGAUAGGUUCAGUCAGUUUCAUUAUUCUGACCAAGAUGUAAAGUAAGAGUGAGUAAAUUUUGAAUGGAGCUGGCGGUCAGGUUUGGAAAUGGAGUUCAGAGGGGAAACAAAAUCCUGGUAGUGACUGGAGAUAAUGUGGUAGCAGUUCUUCAGAGGAAAUCUGCAUCCAACACAAGACAUUAUAAUCAACAUUGAUUUGGAAAUCAUCAGGGAUCUGCUUUUAUCCUCUGGCUACAUGAAUGCAUUAUGUUUGUAAUUUAUACUUGGCUCCCCUGUUGAGUAGGAGAUCAUUUUUCAGGGUCCACAAAGUAGAUUUAUGAAUCUUCUGGGAAUCCAGAACAUGUCCUCUGCCAGUAGAAAUUUGAGGUUUUUCUCAUGUCAUGUAAAGUAUCUCUUGUGUAUUACAGACUCGGGAGCGAGAGAUCCUGCAGUGUAAACUCUGUUGCUUCACGGCAGAGUACUGUACAAAAAGCUGCCUGGUGUAUAAUGAAAAGGUCGGGUUGGGUGUACAGAGAGGGUUGGCUUGUGUAAGGAUAUGUUCUGAGCUAUUUUCCCUGUGCAUUGUAAUUAACUUAAUUAACAUGUAAUUGUUCCAUAUGUAAUAAACCUAUUCACAUCAUAAAA